AUGGAACAGUCAUCUCUGUCCGUUCCGGCUCUGGAUAGAUCCUCGGCCGAUACAACAGAUGCGUCCCCGGCAGGGCUUAUCCAGAUUCUGACUUUUGCGUGCAUUCCUGGUGCAGCUGACUCGGAUUCUACGUUUUGGCAUGUCAAGGAUUCGGAGCUGAAUGGGGCGGCGUACGUCCAGUGGAAAGUCACCACGACCGACGAUGGGAAAUAA
This is a messenger RNA of Aphanomyces astaci, 213 nucleotides long. RefSeq lists its product as hypothetical. The coding region runs from base 1 to 213 and encodes 70 amino acids. Lineage: Eukaryota; Oomycota; Saprolegniomycetes; Saprolegniales; Verrucalvaceae. The transcript has 2 exons. The record is from RefSeq and is a predicted model, not a curated record.